GAUUAGCAAUUUUGGUAAAGCCCUCUGGCGCAUUGGCGGUUAUUCAUUAGCCAAUGUAAAAUCUCGCUCCGUGGUGUCUGGGAGCGAUGGAAUGGCACCUAUCGAGGCAUUCGCCUUCUUUGCUCUUCCCCGAAUAUGCUGAGAUGAACUUUUGGAAACAAACCACAUUAUUUAAGCGAUAUCGGAUUGAAAACUAAGCCAGAAGCCCUCAGCUUACUGAGUCACGCAUGUAAAGAGGCCAUUGACAACUAAGUCCAAGAGAGCUUUCCAAGUCGAUGGCUUUUUCCGUACUCCUGGUUGGUUUGGUGCAGCUCUUCGUUUCGUGCGUCACUGUAGAAUCGAGAGGGAGGGAUGUGUCAAUAGCGUGUAACAAGAAUGAUAUGACGGUAUACCUGCGGCGUGACUUCCUAGCGGAUUUCUACUUGGAAGAUCUGAGAUUGCGUGACACGUCGUGUGAGUUCCAGAGCUCUCAGAACUGGACGCAUUUUGAGUUGGUGGUUCCACUGAUGCGAUGUGGGACAGAGAGCAGGCACACCAACGAGUCGCUCAUCUACUCCAAUAUCGUGCGACAGAAACCUAUCGAUCCGAAUGCGUUUAUCAACCGGAUGCCAAUAAUCGAGAUUCCAUUACAGUGUGCUUACGCUAAAAGGGUCUCGGCCACGUAUGUGGACUUGGAGACGACAAAGAAGAAGCUCGACCUGAAUAUUCGUGAUGGAGCAGGAGAGUUCUCUCUUCGGAUGGAUUUGUACAAGGACUCCACAUACUCUGACCCCAUUAAACCCUCAAGCUUCCCCUUAUCCGUCACGGUCAACGCAAGACUCUACUUUCAGCUCCUCGUAGAUACCCCCGACAAAAGCUUGUCAAUCAUCGCGGACGCAUGCUAUGCCACGCCCAAUAGGGCUCCUUCCGAGAAGGCCCGCUAUGACAUCAUCACUGAUAAGUGUCCAAGAGAUGCAACCUUACAGACGCACCCCUCCCCACACAGUGGGGCUCAGCGGUUUAGUUUCCAGUCCUUCCAGUUCGUUAGUUCCAAAGGGACCCCGCAUGUGUUUAUUCACUGUGAGGUCCGUGUAUGCAAGGCGACAGACGAGAGCUCUAGCUGCGCUAGAGGGUGCGAGGAGCCACUAGUUCAGAAGAGAUUGAAGAGAUCCGAGCGGGAGAAUGAAGAUGUUUAUAAUCUAGAGAGGGGACCUAUUAUAUUGGUGCUUGUUGACCGACCCGAGCCCCACCCAGAGAGACGAGGAGUCAGCGCGGUUUCCAUGCCUUGGAUACUCGUUGCGAUGGGGGUGGUCUGUCUUCUCUGUCUUGUUGUUGUCGGAUACACACAAAGAGAACUCUGGCGAGCUAAGCGCGAGAAAGAUGCCUGGGACAAAAUGAUACUCCCCGAACCAGACUGGGCGUUAACCAACCCUCAUCACGAUGGCCCGGACGGAAAGACUUCGGACGGUAAUAAAACGGACAGUGAGAUACAGGACUCUAACAAAAAAGAGUCGGUCACAGACAAAAUAAGUCUGGAUGCUUGUAAUAUAAUGUCCGACCCAAACAAAGAAAAUACGGAUGUUGACAAAAUGAUAUCAGGCACGAACAGAAUAGUACCUGAUCCAGAACGAACAACUACAUUAUGAUUCUCAUCUUGGCGGAGGCGGAGGAGCAGAAGGAAGGAAAAUAGAAUAAUCCAUAAAAUUUAACAAUAGAACUCGGUAAGGGUCCGAGCUGUACUGUGUAAGGAUCAUAUCCGAAAGGGGGAGUAGAAACACAAGUGUAAGAACAUUAAGAAAUGUAUACUUUAUAUCCCCCCUGAAUAAGAGCCUAAGAUUAAGUCUAGUCAGUGAAAAUACGUUCUACCAAGAGACCAUGAUGUAAGAGAACGAA
This is a messenger RNA of Nematostella vectensis (starlet sea anemone), 1872 nucleotides long. RefSeq names its product ZP domain-containing protein. The record is from RefSeq and is a predicted model, not a curated record. The coding region runs from base 276 to 1625 and encodes 449 amino acids. The transcript is spliced from 5 exons. Lineage: Eukaryota; Metazoa; Cnidaria; Anthozoa; Actiniaria; Edwardsiidae.